AUGAACCCCGACAUCAAAUCAAUCAUCGACCGCAUCAAGACUGGAAAAGUCACGCGAAUCGUCGUCUUGACUGGAGCUGGAAUCAGCACUGGAGCCGGAAUCCCAGAUUUCAGAUCUCCAAACACAGGCCUGUAUGAUAAGCUCGCUCCAUUGCGGCUCCCGUACCCAGAGGCAAUUUUCCACAUCAAUUAUUUCUCUCACACGCCUGAGCCAUUCUACGCAAUCGCCCGGGCACGUCACCCGGGAAAUCUCAAACCGACUAUCACCCAUGCGUUCCUAGCACUGCUGGCAAAGAAGAAUCUGCUCCAUUUUCUUUUCACUCAAAAUAUCGAUGGGCUUGAGCAAGAUGCCGGGGUUCCUGCUGACAAGGUUCUCUGGGCUCAUGGAAACUGGAAGAGUCAACAUUGCUAUAAGUGCAAGUCGCCAUACCCCGACGAUCUAAUGAACAAAGCGAUUUUAGCUGGUGAAGUGCCCUACUGCCUUAAGACCGGGUGCGGGGGUGCGGUCAAGCCAGAUGUUGUAUUCUUUGGGCAAUCUCUGCCGGCUGAGUUUGACCAAAAGGAGAAAGAAGUCCUUGAGGCGGACUUGAUGCUUGUCAUGGGAACUAGUUUACGUGUGGCACCUUGCUCUAGGCUGCCAGGUCUAGUAAAAAAGGGAAUUCCUCGGGUUUUGAUCAACAAUGAAAAAGCAGGAGAUCUGGGUAAUCGAGAUGAAGAUGUGUGUAUCCUCGGAAGUUGCGACGAUGGUGUUCGUCAAUUAGCAGAUGCACUUGGGUGGGGAGAGGACUUGAACGAUCUCUGGAAGGAAGCAGUUGCUGCUAAAAAGGACGAGGAAAUAUUUGAGGGUGGCCCUAGCCUAGAUGAGUGCAUCGACAAAUUGGCUAGUAGUAUGAAGGACAGGAUGAAGGUGUCAGAUGGGCACAAACGAAUGUUAGAAACUCAUUUGAACAACAAGUUUGGGCAGAUGAUAGCGAAGGGCCCUACGCGCUCAUAG
This is a messenger RNA of Penicillium expansum, 993 nucleotides long. RefSeq names its product Sirtuin family. The record is from RefSeq and is a predicted model, not a curated record. Lineage: Eukaryota; Fungi; Ascomycota; Eurotiomycetes; Eurotiales; Aspergillaceae. Gene Ontology annotation, molecular function: histone deacetylase activity, NAD-dependent; NAD+ binding. The coding region runs from base 1 to 993 and encodes 330 amino acids. The transcript has a single exon.